AUGCCCCACCGUGCCUCAUCGCCACCGUUAAUCAGCCUCCCACUCCUCAUCAUUCUUUUACCUAUCCUCACCUUAACCCUCCUCUUCCUCGCCGUACCUCCGCUUCUCUCCGCCGCCACCAACAUCCUCCAACACUCCCCCGUUAAAACCACCUGGAACUGGAACUGGAACUCCUUCAACAUUAUCCUCGUCUUUGUCGCCAUCCUGUUCGGCGUUUUCGCUAGACGAAACGAAGACGAAUCGUCACCGCAGCAAAGCCCCACCGAUGCUGUUCCCGAUCAAAACAUUGCCUUCCGAAGAGUUUCGGUAUCGUCUCAUGGAGUUGAAACUGGUGGCUAUGAAUCGCAGCAAUGGUUUGGAUUCUCUAGUGACGAAACUCCGAACCGGUUGCAGUCGCCGGUUACCGGUGUUAACCGGUUGAGAAGAAGUAGUAGUUCUUACCCAGAUCUACGCCAGAUGGAAACCGAUGAUUCCCGUUAUAAGUUUCGGUUUUUCGAUGAUUUCGAAAUCGAGAAACAGUUCCGUUCGCCGUCUAGGGCAGCAUUUUCCACACCGCACCACCGCAAACAGUUGCCGGAAUAUCGAAGUCAAGAAGAAGAGCAAGUACAUGUUAAGGAAAUUCCUGUAGAUACGUUCCAAACUCGUCCUUCUCCGGUGAAGUUAUCCUCACCUUCUCCGCCACCACCUCCUCCACCUAUUUCUCGGCGUCGUCAAUCACAGAGUAUGCAUCAGACAGUAGAGAGUAGGAGCGAGAUAACGGAGCUUGAAGAUCCUGAGUUCACAAGGAUCGAUUCUCCGCCACCGACACCUCCGCGCCCGUCGGCGAAAACACGAUCGGAGCAGAAGCACGGAAAGAAUGAGCGAAGAAAAAGUAAUGUGAAGAGAGAGAUAGCAAUGGUUUGGGCUUCGGUACUUUCCAAUCAGAGAAAGCGAAAGAAGAAAGAGAGACCAAGAAACGAUCAUAAUCACCAUUACGAUAAUGUUGAUGAAUUAACAAAAAAUGCAACAGCGCCACCGGUGACUCCACCGCCACCUCCUCCGCUGCCUCCACCUUCAGUUUUUCACAGUAUAUUUAGAAAGGGAAUGGGAAAGAGUAAGAAAAUCCAUUCAGUCCCAGCGCCGCCUCCUCCUCCUCCUCCGUCAAGAAGAUCGGCUAAGCCAAAGAAUCAAAUCCCCCAGCCUCCACUGUCUUCUCCACCGUCAAGGAGAUCUUCUAAGCCUCUGAAUCAAAUCCCCCUGCCUCCGCCGACGCCACCUCGCCAGGGAAACCGCACGAAACCGCCAUUGCCAAACAAAUCGACCAACUUUAUGAAUGACACUUUAAACGUCGGCAACCAGUCGCCUCUGAUUCCCAUUCCACCACCUUUACCACCGUUCAAGAUUCCUGCAAUGAAGUUCGAACUUCACGGGGAUUUUGUUAAGAUACUAAGUAACCAGAGCUCGCGAUGUACUUCGCCGGAGCGGGAGCACAUUGAUGGGGAAGUUUCAGAAACCACCACAUUUACCAACUCUGUUACGAAUCAUAAGAACGACGGGAAAGCCUACGUUUUCUGUCCAAGCCCUGACGUGAACGCGAAGGCCGCAACAUUCAUUGCUCGACUCAGGGGAGAAUGGAGGCUACAAAAGCUCAACUCCAUCAAGGAGAAAGGCAAUGGCUCAUUGCCUCUUGCAAGUGAUUUGUUACACUAA
Molecule: messenger RNA, 1689 nt
Organism: Lathyrus oleraceus (garden pea)
Lineage: Eukaryota; Viridiplantae; Streptophyta; Magnoliopsida; Fabales; Fabaceae
Product: formin-like protein 5
Exons: 1
Coding region: 1-1689 (562 amino acids)
Source: RefSeq, a predicted model, not a curated record